UUCCCAGGAGGAUUUUGCUCUGAGGAGGCAAUGGCUGCUACCGGUUCGUCUCAGGCCCCAAUUUCAUUUGGGUUCAGUCGCAGCUCUAAAAAGAAACUCGGCUCGGCUGCGGACCUCGGGAACCGGGAGGAAGAUAAACGGGAGUAUCUGGUCGGGGCGGAAGGGAAGGAGUUGCUCAGCGUUAACCCUGCGCCGGCUGCCAAGGCUCUGGUGAUUCCCCUAAUACAGAAAAACCGGUGGUCCCAACCAAGCAAGACUCAGGAGAAGGCUCAGGAUGGAGACCCGAAACAUACCGAAGAAGAUGCUGUGUUGUCACAAGCUGUGCAGGAGCUGAUUCAAGAAUCACGGCGAUCCCAAGAGAAUGAUUCCGAGGAGAAUCCGACCGCCAGCAUCCCGCUGCUCAUGCAGAACAGGGUCCCUGACGGGUACGAAGACGGCGACAAAGUGGAUGUUCGUCUCCGGCCAGAAUCUGCAGAGGCUGCAGACUAUGAGGUGGUCCCUGUGGAGCAGUACGGGAUGGCCAUGCUGAGGGGCAUGGGAUGGAAAGAAGGAGAGGGAAUCGGACGAACCUUCAAAGAAGACGUUAAGCCAUUAGAGCAGAAGCUGCGGCCAAAAGGAUUGGGUUUAGGAGCCGACAGAUCUGCUAUUCAGGACUUGGAGCCACAGAAGCCACGCAGACCCCUAAAACCUGGAGAAGAACCAAAAGAAGAAGAAGCAAAAGGCCUGGGGCCGGGAAGUUCUGUGGAAAUCCAGAGUGGCGCACACAAAAACCUCUAUGGGAAGGUGGAGGGCAUUGACCCCGACAAUGCUAGAGCUAUGGUGAAGCUCGCCAUCGGGGGAAAUGUGGUCACCGUGUCUCAGUUCGCCCUACGAUUGGUCAGCAGUUCAGAAUACAAAACAUAUGCAAAGGAUCUAAGUCGGUUGAGUAAAGCUAAAAGACAAAAAGAUCUCGAGGAAGCUAAGGAGGAGCAACGCCGGGAACGGGAAUCGGAAGAAGGGGAGCAACACAGGAGAAGCAGAGAUGAACACAGGGAGCAAAGUCGGAACGGAGACUCCGGCCACAGACACAAAAGACCAAAACAGAGGAGUCCUGAACACGAGAAAGAGAAGAAGAAAACCAGGCAGGAGCCUCCAAGCUGGCUUCGUCGGGAUUUGAAAGUGCGAUUCAUUGACAAGCAUUAUAAAGGAGGAAAAUAUUACAACUCUAAGGUGCUGAUAGAAGACGUUCCGAGUCCUCGGAGCUGCGUGUGCCGGACAGAAAGUGGGCGCAUCCUAGAAGAUAUUAAGCAGGACAUGCUGGAAACCGUCAUACCCAAGGAGGAGGGAGAUCGUGUAAUGGUGGUCCUGGGGAAGCAUCGAGGGCAGGUUGGGACAAUUAUGCAUAGAGACAAGCACAAGUGCCACGCUCUGGUGCAGUUACAAGGGGAUCACGAGGAAGGCGUAACCUUAAGCUAUGAUGUCAUAUGUCACUACGCAGGGGAAAGAGAUGACUAAAGCCGGGCACACUUGGGGUGGAGCAGAGUCUUGUACAGUGUCAGAACUUUUAUCCUGAAUGCCUUCUUUUAUUUAAGGACUGUAAAUAAACAUGACAUUUGGUAUAAAA
Spea bombifrons (plains spadefoot toad) is the source of this 1603-nucleotide messenger RNA. RefSeq names its product G-patch domain and KOW motifs (gene GPKOW). The record is from RefSeq and is a predicted model, not a curated record. The coding region runs from base 31 to 1494 and encodes 487 amino acids. NCBI's taxonomy places the organism in Eukaryota, Metazoa, Chordata, Amphibia, Anura, Pelobatidae. Gene Ontology annotation, cellular component: spliceosomal complex; ribosome. Gene Ontology annotation, biological process: mRNA splicing, via spliceosome; translation. The transcript has 11 exons. Gene Ontology annotation, molecular function: nucleic acid binding; structural constituent of ribosome.